Messenger RNA from Brassica rapa (field mustard), 9447 nucleotides. Its product is annotated as 2-hydroxy-6-oxo-2,4-heptadienoate hydrolase. The record is from RefSeq and is a predicted model, not a curated record. NCBI's taxonomy places the organism in Eukaryota, Viridiplantae, Streptophyta, Magnoliopsida, Brassicales, Brassicaceae.
CUUUUGUUCUGUUACAUUUUGAAAGAAAAAAUAAGAACAAUUCAAAAUAAAAUGGUUGAUUAUUUGAGAUUGUUGCGAUGCUUCAGCUUCACGGCAUCGCGUGAUUGGUUAUUCCGGCAAUCAUUCGCAAACGCCGGUCUCCGCUCCGUCACCACCAAUCUCUCCCACACCAAUUCCAUCGCGUCGACAACGUCUAUGCAUUGCUGGAUCCCUAAAUCCCCAAACCGAUCCAAACCAAACCUCCUCCUCGUACACGGAUUCGGAGCCAACGCAAUGUGGCAAUACGGCGAACACCUCCGAUCCUUCACCGGCCGUUUCAACGUCUACGUCCCCGAUCUCCUCUUCUUCGGACUCUCCUCCACUUCCGAACCGAACAGGACCGAGUCUUUCCAGGCUCGAUGCCUGAUGAGACUAAUGGAAGCGCACGGAGUCCAUACCAUGAACAUCGUCGGGAUAAGCUACGGUGGAUUCGUCGGGUACAGUUUAGCGGCGCAGUUUCCGGAGAAAGUGGAGAAGCUGGUGCUAUGCUGCGCCGGGGUUUGCCUUGAGGAGAAAGACAUGGAGGAUGGUUUGUUCAAGGUUCCGAAUCUAGAAGAAGCCACUGAGAUCUUGAUUCCUCAGACGCCUGAGAAGCUUAAGGAGCUUAUAAGAUUCUCUUUCGUUAAGCCGAUCAGAGGCGUUCCUUCGUUUUUUCUAUGGGAUUUUAUCGAUGUGAUGUGUACGGAGUUUGUAGAGGAGAAGAGAGAUUUGAUCAAGUCGAUACUUAAAGAUCGGAGACUUUCAGAUCUUCCUAGGAUCAGACAGAAAACUUUGAUCAUAUGGGGAGAAGAAGAUCAAAUAUUUCCACUUGAACUUGGUUACAGAUUGAAAAGAUAUAUUGGAGAGAAUGCAGAGAUGGUGGUGAUUAAAAAGGCAGGACAUGCUGUUAAUUUGGAGAAAUCCAAAGAGUUUCUCAAGCACUUGAAAUCUUUUCUCAUUGACUCUUUGUGAACUAGUUGUUCUGUUUAUCUGGAACUGUACUGUUCCUGGUAUCCGAUUCCUACGAUAAAAAAAAUGAAAAGUGGGCUUCGGUGAGCUGUUAUGAUUUUAGGACACAAUAAGAAAAACAAAUCAACCAAUAACUGGCUGCCUAAAAUUCUUCUUAAUGGGCUGCAUCUUUGAAUAGAUGGGCUUUGAGGAAAAUAAGAUGCCGACAUAUCCGGGUCUAUCCAUAGGUUGCAUUUUUUCUAGAUUAGUUUGGUUUUUCCGUAGUAAUAUCCCAAGUUAGCCAAAAAAAAUUAACAAUACAAAUAAAUUUGAAAUUAUUCGAUUUGGGUUUGGUUUGGAAAGGAGAUAAAUAUGGCUGAAGUGAAACUCCGAUUUUAGUAUAUCCAAACCAAAAUCAUUUUUCUUUGUUUUUACCAUGCUUCAGUUUUAUCUGGCUCCCAUAUCGAGGAUCGUUGAAUUUGCAUAAGAUGUGUAGCUCGAAUUAUACAGGGAAGAUUCCAAAAACGUUGACUCUUAUACAUGACAAGAUAAUUGGGACCAAUCCGUGGAUUGUUUAAGUCAACAUGAGAAGCGGGUCGGUCGGUCGGCGGCAAAAUCAGACCAACGUACCACACACAAGAUUAGUAACUGAUUAAACCCAACUUAUCCUAAGAGGCUAAGAUUAUACAUAUAUACUAAAUGAAUUGUUAAGAAGUUUUCGUUAAAGAACAGGAGAUUUAAACGAUUCUAUUACUUCACGAAUACCAGGUAAAAUUUUCUCUAAAUUUAAUUGUUGCUUAACUACUCUAUUUAGUGGCACUUCUGAAAGACCUUGACAGAUUUAAUAUUGUAACUGUAUACUAACGUUGCAUGUGGAUUAUAUGUCUAUUUACAACGUUGUUCGGCUUAGUCAUCUGUGAUUAAAUUAUGUAGUUAAGUAAAGAGGAGUUACUUUAAUGUGGUACGUACUGGCUGGUUGUGCGGACUAAUAAUUGUUGAAUCUUGUGGGGUUUGAUACAAUUGCCGGCACAUGUUGAAUACAGACGAAUGCUUUUUUUUUUUAUCAAAAAAAAAGACGACUAACCCUUUGCACGAAUACAGACGAAUACUGGUAACGAAUAAUAAUCACAGGACAACAAGAUUCAAUUUAAGACGACUGACCCUUGUUUAUAUAAUUUAUUAUAUAUAAUUUCUUAAUAAUUUGAUUGGACAUAUUACUUCCGCUAGUCUUUUUCAGCAUCGCCUGUAGAUAGAAAUACUCAAUUAUUGUAGCUGUUGAACCAGUGUCGUUCUCACUGAAUAAGAAUGGUGGUCAUUACAAAAUUUGCUCCACGAUGAUUUUUUUUUUUUUUUUUUUGCUAAACUGUAAAUAUCAUAUAGAUGAAUAAAAGAUUUUACAAGAGAUGAUCUUAGUUUUUGAACCCUCUUGGCAAAAAAUAACAAAAAACAAGAUGGAGCACUGAAAAUUAUACCUUACUAGAAACUAUCUCAACCACAUCACCAUGAGGGCCUUGUAGCUCUUUCAAACUCUCCUCGCAGAAAUGAUGUUUCUUAGCUCUUUGUCAAUACCGUAGAACACUUUAGAAGUCGGUAUACUUGACUGAUUAUGCACUAAAUUGUUCCUUUGCUUCCACAGAUGAGAAAUGACAGUCUGCACUCUACGAUGACUUCGAUAUUUUGUUUUCGUUUGUGCUUAUUUUAGCGUUUGCAACUAAGUUAAUGAAACAACCAUUUUUACAGCUUUAAUUGAAAUUAUUUUAUACGUUGUCGCGACAGUCAAAAAACUUUCCUUGCGUCCGGUCUUUUUUCCUCUAUAUCUUUUGUAAGAAAAAUAUAUAUUAUAAGUAACUGAAAUCACAUCUUUAAGAAAAUUAAGCACAAUCUUGCAAAAUUAACAUGUUCCAUGCUUUUAUUUACGUCUCAUAUAUAUAUGCUCCAGCUUUUACAUUCUUUGACCAAAAGAAAAUAAAUUAGGGAAAAAGGAGAAACACAAUGAUCCAAGUGGGCGUGCAUGCAACAUUUGCCCAUAAUAAGACUGUUACGUGUACCCUGAAAGUCAAAAGUUAGGUUAUGGAGGAGAAUAGGUAUCUUAACAUUAUAUUCGACUUCGUUUGCUAACUUUAAUUGACUUCGCCGACAUAUGGUAUAUACAUAUGUAUAUCUCAUAUUAUAUAAUAUGGCCCCUGUAAAAUUCCAUAUCUUCUGUUAAGCAGAUAAAUAAUAUAUAUAUGCAUUGCAUUAAUAAUAAUAACAAAAAGAGUUUAUAUAAAACCAUUAUAAAAAUCGAUUUGAACCUACUUAGUUACUCUUUUGCCUAACAUCAGUUUGUCACCAACUAAGAUGCGCCUUUGCUGUUGUUUUAUUAUAUCGUUUACCCGUCUUCACUGUUUAGUAUUUUGUUAAAAUUUGUUUAUUAAUAAAAAAUAAAUCAUGGUUCUUCUUUGUUUUAAUUGUUUGUAGGUUUGCGAUUGGAGAGCAACUACGAUUUAUGAUUUAGUAGCUUAGGUCAUAUGUAGCUCUCGUUUGAUUAAUUUUGAAGUUAUGUCAUUACUCAUAUAUAUAUGUACCCAUAAAUGAGCUCGUGAAUUAUGUAUUAUUGCUUGUUUCACGUAUAUUUUGUCGCUUUCACAAGAAUUAAAACAUAAAGCGUGUCACAUUUCAUGCCAACUAAGCAUUGCAUGGCUUUGGUAUCAUCACAAUAUCACAUAUUUUAGCCGCCUUAUAAUGGUUUUUAGCCCUACGAAUCACACUGGCAAUUACAUAUACCUAUCCACACGCACGCUCAUCACACCAAAAACACAUUGAUUGUUAUUACUUGAUGACAAACAUUUAGCUUUCAAAUACGUCGAAUCUAAGUUGUAUUGGUUCAUAUCCAUAUCACUCUGUUAGUCUAUUGGAUGUAAAUUAAAUCAAAGACAGACAGUCCAAAAAUAAUGGAAGUUUGGUGUAAGUACUUUAUUAUCAUAACUAAAGUAUUUGAAAAUAAUGAUUUCUCUGAAAGAUAAUGUGGACUAAAUUAGUCUGGCCCGAAAAUUUUAUUAUCAUAAGAAUAUAUCUAAACACGUUGAUAAGAAAAUAAUAUUAUAGUGAAUUGGCUUUUCUUUACAAAAAUAAGCAAUAUUUCGAAUGGUUUUUGGUUCUACAGAGAGUAACCGAGUCUAGUCUGGAAGGGACAACGCAGUUCUUGGUUCGAAUGGUUUUUCAAGCAAUAGUAUACAUAAAAUGGAAGAAAAUAUGGUCAAUCAUCACAUGAGCCGACUCUCCUGAUUGAUUAUGUCGACAAGCACAUACGGAACCGCAUCGAUUCAGUAAGGGCAGAAUUGGGGCUAGACAUCCUCAUGCCACGAGAACAUGGUUUGCUUCACGAUAGAUACUUGGAAGAAGUUUUAGUGGUUGUGAGUUGUUUCCUCAUAAAACCAAUUCCGCAAGUUCUAAAAAAGCAAUAUUUCUAAUAUGUUAGUAAACAAAAACCUAUUUAUCAAAUUGAAAUAAAUUAUUAAAAUUUAGUUCUCUUUAUAAACACUGGCAGAAUUCUGUAGAUACAGUUUUAACCCAGAUAAUUGAGUAGUUACAUAGGUGAAAAAAUAUUAAAAUUUGUUAAGACAAAACAGUAGCUGCAACUAUUUUAAUGCGAAGGCAGAGAGCUAAAGUAAGAGUAAGUUGAGAUUCAUUUACCAAUCUUGUUCCGAUCACCCAAGAGAGUAGUUUCUGAGAUCUGACAGUUUCUGAGAUCUGACAAUGUGACGUUAAAUAUAUUUUCAGGUUUUAAUAAACAUACCUACAUGGCGCUAUUGGCUACAUGAAGGAUCCGCAAGACUCAACUUCCUCGUAUGUCGUGCCUCGACGGUAGUAAAUCCAAUGGUUCUGUUUUACAAUGUGUCUAUUAAAUACUCGACGUUAACGUUAGUAUUAAUACUUAUCAACUUUCUUGGUCUAUAAUUUCGCUUGAUAAUAGUAGUUGUGACUUGGAACAACUGUGCUGCAUAAAUUAUUGAGAUAACAUCAAUCACAUAUAUCGAGUAUAAAUUUUCUUGAAAUAUUUUCUGGUUAGUUUUAGAUUGAUCAAUGAAUUAAGAAAAUUAUGUAUAUAAAAACUUGCAACAUUCUCUAAUUUAGAGAAAUAAGUUGGUAAAAGCUUUAUAAAAAAGGCUAAUGGCGAAAUAUAGAGAGUUUGUAAAAAGAAAAAGAAGAAGCUAACGAAAACAAGAAAAGUGGACCACGCAGAUAUGAGGCAAUAAUUGAUGCAGGAAAGAGCGUGGUUCGUACGCCUUACCUACUAACUAUUCAAACACUUUUGUAUAUUUCCUUACAUACAUCAGAUUAUAUAUUAAUACAUGUUGAUGUUCAACAUUAUACACAAUCCAAUACUGAUGCACGUAUGGAUUGAGGUCCCUACACUUUUACAGAAACAAAUGCUCUCUAGUGUCUUCACCAUUAUGGGUUUCCUCAAAACAAUAGAUUUUGAAAAUAGUUGGAGGCAACUUUUGAAUAGCAUGGGUUGGUGUAGUUAGUGCCUGGUCGGUUUAAUGUUGCAAUUUUAAACUUUUGAAUAGCAUAUGGGUUAGUGUAGUUAGUGUGUAUGGUCGGAGUAAAGUUUAACUCUUGGUCGGUUGAAGAUUUACAAAUUCUAAUAAGAAUACCAACCCUUAUAAUCUUAUAUAAUAAAGUUGAGUUGUCUCUCUCCUUAGGCUAUCCACAUCAUCAACUACAUAGGGGCAAUUCAAGACACGUGUCAUACUAUAAUUCUCAGAUUUCGCUUCCUGUUAGCGUCUUGCAAAGUGGGUUUUCAUGUUUGCAGAGGCCCAAUAGGUAAUUAAGGUAUUGUGAUAGAUUCAGAAUAGGUCCAAAUGCCCCGUAACGCAACUCCUUCUACGUUCCAAUCCGACGAUUCAAAGUUCCCAGCCACCGCAACCUGUUCGUAACCGUCGACGUUAAACUUUGCAAUCACUACAAGCUUUCAACGACUUCUUAAUCAUUCUGCAUAUAAUAUAUAUAUGGACUAGAAGGCAUGAAUCCACGUAUCUCAUCGUUUCUCAGUUUUCUCCUCUCCAAAACUCUCUCUAAGGGCGAGUUUGACUAUGGCGAUUCUUUAACUGAUUCUGUCUGAUUUGAAGGCUGGUCUUGUCAGCAGGCUCCUUUGUUGUUGGGAAGGAAUAAGGUCGAGAGCUUAUUGGAAUUGGAAAGGUAAUUUUUGUCAACUGAAUAUUUUAGAUCUUAAAAUUAUUGGGAAAUGUUGUGUUGUUAAUGGUUCAAACAACUGAAGUUCAAUUUCGUUGCGGAAGUGGGUGUGGAUAAAAGCGAUUUCAAAGAAUUUCUCUACCGAGUAAGAGCUCCGCGGUGAAGUUGGUCGUGUCCAUUUUGGAUACACUUGUGUUGCUAAUUACACUUUCGCAUAUUUAGUGUUUUCAAUGGAUCAAUCCUAGAUUUUAGGAAUUGAUUUAUGGGGGAUGAUGAGUACUUUUAUAUAGAUCUCCCUUGGCUAUAAUUUGGAAGUGCUCUGAUUUUUGAGCAACGUUUUGGGUUUUUGAUUUUUAAAAUCGUAGAAUCCAGUGGUCAAGUUUGUAGGAGUGGUAAACGCGAAAGAAAAAGUUAUAGCAGAAACGAUGCAUCAACUCUCCCUGGAGAUCAAUGGGGUUAAUAAGAAGAAAUUUUAUAAAGCAAAAAUGUGGGUGAGCCAAUGUUGAACUUCAAGGAGUUGCAGGAGUUCAAGCCUGUCGGUAAUGAUGCCCCUACCACUACUACAAACUUGACUGAAAAUAAGGUAUGACAACAAACUACUGUAUAUAGAUUAAUAGAAAACUUUGAUCAUGAAAAUUUGUUCUUUUAGGACAGAUGAGCAUGAAUCUAGAUGGAGAACUUCCAUGAGAUGAUCCACUACAUUACUUUGCUGUUCAUGCUGUCAAGAGCAUCCAAAACAGAUCUAACUCUUUGCUACUUUAUGAACUUCAAUAGGGUGUGCAUGCAACCUUGAGGUAUGCCUACAUGAACAAAUUAACGAUUCUGAAUUGCAAGAAUGUAUGGUAGAUUUGGCUGUCCUGUACCAAACAUAUUUUUGCAGUCUUUUCCCGCUUCAGGUUUGAGUAAACUUUCUGAGUAGUUUCAUAUUUUGUUCCAACAGACCGAUUUGAGGUUUAUGGAGCUUCGUAGAUGACAUCAGGACUGUCGUGUAUACAUGCUUUGGAGAUGUGUGCUUUUUGAGCUGUGAAACAUGACUACUAUAUAGUGGAGUUAUACGGGCAUGAGAUAUCUUUCAAAUGGAAAACCUCAGAAAAUGGAAACGUACAUCAACACAUAUUUCAAUCCGCUAUCCUAAUGGAGUUUAUAGAAGGAUGAUCUUCUUCUUUUUUUUGAUCAAUAGAAUGAGGAUCUCUAAAGGUAUCUUCUUUCUUUGAAAUUUUAAGUCUAUAUAUAUAAGCCCCUCCAACUUUAUCGUAGGAAAAAGUGAUGAAUAUGAUUAGGAAAAUAUGAUUAGGUGAGAUCAACACGGGAACCAUGUGUUUGAUUUGAUCAAAAGGUAAACAGUGUGUUACAUCAGGUAAAGAAUAAGAUUACUGGGUUCGGUGGAGAUAGUUGGAAUUAUCCAAAUUUGUAACUUUCGGUGACGAACAGACAAGUGGUGACUAAGCUAAUGGUUUGUGUUUCCUUUACGUACUUGGAACAUCCAAUAUAACCUGUUGUUUCCAUCGUAUAGAUUAGUUAGCUAGCAAAGGACUCUAAACUGAUGCGUUUUGGAAUAUAUGAUGUUUUUGGUCGACAUAUAUUUCUGACUUUACAAAUCAAACACAAGAAACACACGUUAAUCGUCCGAAUCAGACCCACAAUGUCCAGGAAUAUUUUAAAAAUGGUUACUUAAUUAUCUACUAAAUUCAUAACAAUAUGAAUUCAAUCGGAUUUUCGUUUCCAUGUUCAAUCUCGAUUAGCAACACUUACAAACCACCAUCAAAAUGUGAAGGGCAUUGGGUUUUGAAAUUAGGAUUUAAAAUUUUAUAAAAUAAAAAAUAAAUAUUAAAAAUUAAAAAAAAAAAUUUAAAAAAAAUUUAAAAAAAAUUUCGAAAAAAAAAAUUUCAAAAAAAAAACUAUAAAAAAUUUCGAAUCUGAAACUGAAACUAUAAAAAAAUUCUUUUUUUUUUACUUUUUUUUUGUUUUUUAUUUGAUUUGUUUUUAUUUAUUUUUGUUUGUUUAUUUAAUUUUACACCAAGGGUAUUAGGGAUAUUUUAUCCUUUAAUGAAUGUCAUUUUUGUGACUUUCUCUUUCUAAUGCCAUUUUUGUGACAAAAACUCAAAAUGUACUAUUAUUGACAAUUGCCCAUUUUAAAACUCUUACUUCUUAGUUAACAAACAAGAAAGAACAUGAUUUCUAAAAACCAAAAUGGAGCCAUCAAAUUUAUUAGAACGAGAACCUAUCUUCUGAUUUCUUGAUGAUCAAGCAAAUAAAUUGUCUAUCAAACUGACUCGGCCAUUUCAAACACAUUGAAAAGUAACAUAAUCCAUUUGGUAAGAAAUUAUACAUCAAUUGUCAUUUAAGCGAAAUGCAUAACGUCCACAAAGAAACCGUUUCAUCCUAAACGGAUCUCCUAUAAAAAUGUCUGGUUUAUCAACAUAUUGGUUGAGUUGAUUGGAAGUCAGCCUUACUGCUCAACUUAAAGAAGAGACAAACAAAUAUUACGCAACUUACUGAUAUAAGGCAGAUUUCAUUACACAAAUACGAAAUAUGAUCAACCAUUAAUCUAAAACAUUACACCAAAAAUUACUAAUUACAACAACAAAUGUGACAAAAAAAAUAUGUUGGUAGACAAGAAAAAAUGAAUUGAAACAAAAAAAAAAAGUUACACGAAAAUCAAGGUCCGGAAACAUAGUAAACCAACAAAAUAACAUCCACCUCCAAAUGGAUAAUAAGCCAAACUUAUCCCAAAUAAAUAAAUUUUUUUCGUGCCCUAUCACUCCUUCAUCAGUCAUCCCAAACGCCUACAAUCUAAGCUCCAAAUCCACAUGCAAUUAGCUUCUACAUUAAGAAAAAUUAAAACAAUUACCAUUAACCAGUAUACAAUAGCAAUAAUUGGAGCAAACUAAAGAAAAUUUAAAAGAUAUAAAUGCUUACCCUUCUUCGCCACAUGCUAUCCGUCUUCUUCAUUACACAUUUAAAUAGCACGAAAAACUAUCAUAUUCUCCUCGGCAUAAAACUAUAGAAGUACACAUCUAUUGACCUAAAAUAAACCUAUAGUUAUCACAUUAUAAUAAAUUUACAGUUCAAAAAUCAGCAACAAAACAAAUGAGGACCAACGUUGGGAAUUUAGAAACAGAAACCUCUCCUUUCUACUAAGAUGAUUUUGAAAAUAUUACUACAUUAAUUGUAUAAUGUGACAUUUCCUAAAACAAAUUAUUAAUUUACUAUUUAGUAGAAACAAUUAUAUAUCCUAAUGAACAAUCAAAAGAAAAAAAAAAUACCCAACAACUAGAAAAUAUAAAAACAUAAUAUAUGUUU